Messenger RNA from Bactrocera dorsalis (oriental fruit fly), 3855 nucleotides. RefSeq lists its product as uncharacterized. Lineage: Eukaryota; Metazoa; Arthropoda; Insecta; Diptera; Tephritidae. The record is from RefSeq and is a predicted model, not a curated record. Gene Ontology annotation, molecular function: nucleic acid binding. The transcript is spliced from 2 exons. Gene Ontology annotation, biological process: DNA integration. The coding region runs from base 1 to 3855 and encodes 1284 amino acids.
AUGGAGGACAAUUCGCGUGUCGUGCCCUCUGCGACCUGGGCUCUCAGGCGUCCAGGGGAGAUACGAAUUGAAGGAAUUGGUUCUAGCGCGGCAGUCUACAGUAAGGGUCAUAUAACAGUACAGAUGCAGGCUGCCUUUGACAACAACAUUAACUUCAAACUCGAGGCUUAUGUCGUGCCGACAAUAACCUCAGUAACGCCAGAUACGCAUAUAGGCGCAGAAGCUUGGAGCCAUUUAAAGGAUUUAACACUAGCUGACCCAACGUUUGCCACUCCAAGUCCGGUGGAUCUGCUACUUGGUGCUGACGUACUAACGGGUCUCUUUCAGGAGGGUUUCAUCCAGGGUUCUCCAGAGCAACUUUGCGCUUUAAACACUCGUCUUGGUUGGGUAGUAUUUGGACCAGUCAUAAGUUCUGCUCCCUCCACUUUACACACAUCUCUUACUGCGAAAUGUGUCAACGAACAACGGCUAGACACGUUACUUAGAAGCUUCUGGGAACUCGAAGAGCCCAUACUAUCAUCCGAAGUACAGGUGGAUGAUUGUGAGACGAUAUUCAACGAUACUGUUACCCGUACCUCAGACGGCAGGUACCAGGUGCAAAUAUUAUUUCGACCAGAUGCUCCUGCUCUUGGAGAAUCUCAUCAUUCGGCACUCCGCCAGUUUCUACAACUCGAGCGGCGGUUGAUGAACGACCCAUGCCUUCGUGAGCAGUACAUUGCAUUUAUGCGAGAAUACAUUGCUCUCGAUCAUAUGGAGGUUAGCAAGCAAGCUUUCACCAACAAAGAAAAUGGUUACUUCAUACCUCAUCAUGCGGUAACUACAAAAUUUCGCGUAGUUUUCAACGCUUCCGCGAAGACAUCGAAUGGGACAUCCUUAAACGAUACACAGUUUUCUGGACCCCAACUACAUGCCAAUAUUGUCGACAUCCUUCACCGUUUUCGCAAAUGCAAGGUAGCCAUCACUGCAGACAUACAGAAGAUGUUCCGACAAAUACUGGUAGAUAGACGACAUCGUAAAUGGCAACAAAUACUUUGGCGUGAAUCGCCAAAUGAACCUCUUCAAGUGUACGAAUUGAAGACGGUAACUUAUGGAAUGGCUUGUAGUCCAUUCAACGCAAUACGCGCACUGCGUCAAUGUGUGAAUGACAAUUAUGAAGUCAUCUAUGACCCAAGCCGGGCUGCCGCAGCGCGUCAUAGCAUACUUUAUAAUUUCUACGUUGAUGACUAUUUGGAUAGCGUCGACAGCGAUGAACUUGCUAUUACCCGUGCUCAAGAUGUAGCGACUAUUUUGAAACAAGGACAAUUAAUAUUGGGAAAGUGGAAUUCCAAUUCUACACACGUAUUAUCUGCGAUAACCGGUACAACAGUUUCUGCAUCAGAACUAGAGUUGAACAACUCAACAACAAAGGUAUUGGGUCUUUACUGGGAUCCAGUGAGCGACGAGCUCUUCUUCAAGGUAGGCUUAGUUGACGACACGUCAAUGCAUACCAAGCGAAAGGUUUUGAGUGACGUGGCGAAAUUAUAUGAUCCAACUGGGGUAUUGGCCCCUGUAGUCGUGGUGGCCAAACUAUUCAUACAGGACUUAUGGAAGGCUGGUCUGCCAUGGGAUGCUGAACUUCCUCCAGAGCUACUCAAUUCAUGGGUGAUAUUCCGCAACAGUUUGCCGGAUAUUACACGACUUCGUAUUCCGCGUUGGCUGGGCAUACGAGUGGGCUCUUUAGUGCAUUUACACGGCUUUUGCGAUGCUAGUCGCAAAGCGUAUGCAGCAGUUAUAUAUGUUCAAACGAUCGAUAAAGGUGGUACGUCACGCACAGCUCUUGUUUCAGCGAAGACGAAGAUAGCACCAAUUAAGGAUGUGACGAUACCACGCCUAGAACUGUGUGGUGCUCAUCUUCUAACUAAGGUGAUGGACAACGUACGUCAAGCUUUAGGUCUACAGGACGCCCUAUGUACAUAUUGGAGUGAUUCUACUAUUGUUUUGUGCUGGAUACGCAAACCACCAUCCACGUUCAAACAAUAUGUAUCCAACCGGGUAGCUUACAUCCAAGCCAAUUCAGACAUCAACGCUUGGAAGCACAUUCGCUCGGAAUCAAAUCCAGCCGACUGUGCAAGCAGAGGCUUAUCUCCCGCCGUCUUAGCAGAUCAUCAUCUUUGGUGGACCGGACCGACGUGCAUUCACCAGGACAUGGAGGAAAUGCGUUUACCUUCUUUAACGGAGGAGGAGGAGCACCUCUCGAUUGCUGAAUCUCGUGUGGUCUCCAUCUUCGUUUCCAGAGCUAAUUACCAGUGGAUUAUGACAUCCACGAAAGACAACAGGAUACCUCUCAUAGAGAAAUUUAGUAAAUUGAGUCGUUUACUUAACACCACUGUUUGGUUAAGGCGCUGGUUACCCAAAUAUCGUGGUUACAGGAACGAUGUAGUUUCAGUCGCAGAACAGCACUGGGCCUUACUUCUGCAUGUUCGACAAGCACAAGGUAAUCAUUUUAAAGAAGAAAUUAAGUCUCUUGCAUUACAUUCCAGAAUUGCGGGUCGUAGUGAAAUCUUAGCACUCAAUCCUUUCCUGGAUGCAGACGGCAUACUGAGAGUAGGUGGUCGACUUACAAACUCCGACUUAAGUGAAGAUCAGCGACAUCAAAUUAUAAUUCCGCGUGGUGCUCUGGCUUAUUUACUAGUCGCUGAUGCUCAUACACGUUGCUUACAUGGUGGCAUACAACAAAUGCUUCAGUUCCUUAGACAGCGUUUCUGGCUUAUCGGCGCACGAGCGCAAGUAAAGUCUUUCAUCUGGGCUUGCACUACAUGUCGUAGGCAUCUUAAAAUUAUACAACGUCAACAAAUGGCUUCACUUCCGAAAGAGCGUGUACUAGUGGCUCCACCAUUUUCUCGUAGUGGCUUGGAUUACUGCGGGCCAUUCUAUGUACGGGUGGGAAAGCAUCGCGCUACCCCGACUACAAAAACCUACGCUGCCAUAUUUAUUUGUAUGGCGUCACGAGCGGUUCACAUUGAGCUGGCAGAGGACUUGAGUACACAGGCAUUUAUAGAUGUUUACGAUCGUUUUAUUAGUCGACGGGGUAUCUGUGCCACCUUAUACAGUGAUAAUGGAACACAAUUUGUAGGGGCUAAUCGUCAAAUGCAGGAAGACUUAAAGGCUUGGGUAACAGCACAUGCUCAACAACAUCUGGCAGCUGAAGGUACAUGUUGGAAGUUCAUAACACCUUCCGCACCUCAUCACGGCGGUCUAUGGGAGGCAGCAGUUCGUUCAGCUAAAAAACAUCUGCUGAGGAUCAUGGGCAGCCAGACAUUGCGUUACACUGCGUGUCUAAAUUCGAGACCACUGAUAGCUCUCUACGAUGAUCCUGAAGCUCUAACACCGGGUGACUUUCUGAUCGGACGACCACUCAAUUGUCGUCCAGAUCCUCCAUUGCCUGAAGCUCCAGAAAAUCGUCUUCGAUAUUGGCAACGCCUCCAGAAAAUGUUAGAGCAUUUUUGGCGCCGCUGGCAAUCCGAAUAUCUAAAUACUCUUCAGACACGGAACAAAUGGACUAGAUCGGAACCCAAUGUUCAGCGUGGAGAUGUAGUUCUUAUACGUGGUGAAAAUUUGCCACCAUCGGUUUGGCGUAUGGGACGGGUGAUUGACGUUCACCCGGGCAGUGAUGGCCUGGUUCGUACCGUGACCAUAGAGUACAAUACCAACCAGACAUCAUCAAAUGGACUUCCUAGUAAGCAACGCUGUCAGCGACCGGUGCAGAAGUUAUGCCGCCUAACAGGUCCUACAGAAGAAUUACUGAACCGCGAGGGUUCAGCCGGGCAGGAUGUUCAAGAUUUAAGUUCAGUAAAAUGCAGUCCUGCGCAUAAUUAG